CGGAGCUGGAGAGCCGGGCCGGGCCGGGGGAGAGCGCGGUGCGGAGCCCAGAGAGUGCUCUGAUUGCCGGCAGCGGAUGGUCAGGUGUCAGGAGCGGCUGCGGUCUGCGGAAAAGGCGAAGCUUGAGUGAGGGAAGGGGCGAACUGAGAGCCGGAGCUCCGGACAGACCUUACCAGGACCCCCGUCCCCAGCCGGACCAUGUGAGGUGGAAAGGGCUACCACAUUAGCACCAUCCGGACGAUCACCCCAGGGGUGGGUUAUAUUCCAUCAGCCCUGUAAACGGGGAUCCUCGUCCCGGGACCAUGCCCCUCUCCGGAAGAGUUGGUCUCGCAUGAGAAGACCCUGGUGGGAGCCUCCCCGAAGAUGAACCAGUCGGAGAGUGACGAGUCGACCUAUCACCGCAGCCCGUCCGUGGACAGCAGGGACUACCCCGGCGCCCAGAACGGCUUCCGCCGCUACAGUAGCGUGUAUGGUGGCCAGUUCGGGGCCAACACCUCCUUCUUUGGGAUGCAUACCAACCCCGGGCCUAAGGCCAGCAAGACGGCAUACAAGUCGGCCAAGGGCAGUAAAUACGUGGUCUUUUACUUGGAUCUCUCCUUUAUAUUCCUUCUAGAACUGAAGAGGUGCAGCCUGGCCCAGAAUUGCUUGCAGUGCCUCAAGUACCUCAUGUUCGUCUUCAAUCUUCUCUUCUGGCUGGCGGGCUGUGGUAUACUGGGAGUGGGGAUCUGGCUGGCGGUAACACAGGGCAACUUUGCCACACUCUCUGCUACCUUCCCCUUCCUGUCUGCUGCCAACCUGCUUAUGGGCAUGGGCACCGUGGCGAUGGUGGUUGGAUUUCUUGGCUGUGUUGGGGCCAUCAAAGAAAACAGAUGUCUCUUGCUGUCUUUUUUCAUCCUACUGCUUGUGAUUUUCUUGAUGGAGUUGAUUGGAGGAAGCCUUUUCUGCAUCUACAGAAUUCAGAUCGACACUUACGCUCGUGAGGACCUGAAGGAGGGUCUUCAGCUGUUCGGAACAGAUGGGAACAUUGGUCUCACUAAUGCCUGGAGCAUCAUACAAACAGACUUUAGAUGCUGUGGGGUGUCAAACUACACGGAUUGGUUUGAGGUCUUCAACACAACGCAAGUUCCAGACUCCUGCUGCCGGGAAUACACAGUGAGCUGUGGCCGGCACGCUCCAGAAACUUGGUGGAAAGAUGCUUGCUACGAAAGAGUCAAGUUGUGGCUCCAAGACAAUCUCCUGGCUGUGGGGACCUUCGCACUCUGCACGGCCCUGGUUCAGAAGAAAGCCCUUAACUCCGAGUGGAGUCAUCGGGACACCGUCAUGAAGGCGUUUCUUUAG
Messenger RNA from Mobula hypostoma (lesser devil ray), 1338 nucleotides. RefSeq names its product tetraspanin-4-like. The record is from RefSeq and is a predicted model, not a curated record. The coding region runs from base 364 to 1338 and encodes 324 amino acids. The transcript has 7 exons. Lineage: Eukaryota; Metazoa; Chordata; Chondrichthyes; Myliobatiformes; Myliobatidae. Gene Ontology annotation, cellular component: plasma membrane.